Sorex araneus (European shrew) is the source of this 4866-nucleotide messenger RNA. It is a transcript of the gene SPDL1, whose product is annotated as spindle apparatus coiled-coil protein 1. The coding region runs from base 296 to 2158 and encodes 620 amino acids. The transcript has 12 exons. NCBI's taxonomy places the organism in Eukaryota, Metazoa, Chordata, Mammalia, Eulipotyphla, Soricidae. Gene Ontology annotation, biological process: mitotic spindle assembly checkpoint signaling; mitotic metaphase chromosome alignment; establishment of mitotic spindle orientation. Gene Ontology annotation, molecular function: kinetochore binding. The record is from RefSeq and is a predicted model, not a curated record. Gene Ontology annotation, cellular component: spindle pole; outer kinetochore.
GGCGGUUUCACGUGGAAGCGGCGCAGGGGAGGCUCUCGGGGCGAGCCGGGCCCGAGGAAGCCGAGGCCUUUCAGGCUGGGACUCCCGAGCGGGUGACAUUAGGUGCUGCACGCACACUGCACCUGCGUCAGGUGAAGUGACAGCUGUCCCUCCCAGGGCUGUGGAGAGGAUCCAGGCGCAUCGCGCGCGUCAGGUCCGCCAAAGCCCGAAGCACAGGGCCUGGCGCAGAAUUUUAUUUGAGGCGGAUAAUUAAGUCAACCCUGUCUAGCUCCCUCUUGCAGGCUGAAAAAAUAAAAUGGAGGCAGAUGUGAUCACAGAUCUUCGAUGCAAACUUAAAAAGGCUGAAGAAGAGCAAGUAAAAGCUGCUCAGUAUGGUUUGCAACUGUUGGAGAGCCAAAGUGAAUUGCAGAAUCAAUUGGAUAAAUGUCGUGAUGAGAUGAUGACCAUGACUGAGAACUAUGAACAAGAAAAAUAUACACUUCAGAGAGAAGUUGAACUCAAAAAUAGAAUGUUAGAAAGUUUGAGCUCUGAAUGCGAAGCUAUUAAACAACAACAGAAAAUACAUCUGGAGAAAUGGGAAGAACAACUGAACAGAAGUCAUGAACAGGAAGUGAAUGAAUUGAAAAAUAAGCUAGAAAACCUGAAGGCAGAAUUAGAUGAAGCUAGGCUUAGUGAAAGUCAACUGAAGGAAAAACUAAGUCAUCAGCAGGAGCUUCUCAGUUGUAAAUCAGAGGAAUUACGGAAAAUGUCUGACCGUGCACAUGAAAGCUUGUCUUCUGAGGUGCUGGCUCUUCAAAUUGAGCUGACUGAAGCAGAAAAUACUAAGGUCACCCUCCAAGAAGAAUUGAAUGAACUACAGUGCAGACAAGCACAGCAGGAACUUCUUACUAAGAAUUUAAUGCGCCAGGUAGACCGCCUUAAGGAAGAAAAAGAGGAACGAGAGAAAGAAGCUGUUUCUUACUGUAAUGCUUUAGAGAAAGCUCGUGAAACAAAUCAGGAUCUUCAAGUGCAAUUGGAUCAGGCACUGCAGCAAACCUUGCACCCCAAUAGUAAAGGAAACUCUUUAUUUGCUGAGGUGGAAGAUCGAAGGGCAGCAAUGGAACGUCAGUUAAUUAGUAUGAAAGUCAAGUAUCAGUCACUGAAGAAACAAAAUGCAUUUAACAGAGAACAGAUGCAAAGAAUGAAGUUACAAAUUGCCACAUUGCUACAAAUGAAAGGAUCUCACACUGAAAUUGAUCAACAAGAAAGGUUGCUUGCCAUGCUGGAGCAGAAGAAUGGCGAAAUUAAACAUCUAUUAGGUGAAAUUGAAAAUUUAGAAAAAUUUAAGAAUUUAUAUGAAAGUAUGGAAUCAAAGCCUUCAUCCAGCUCUGGGGUUGUGGAAGAUAAUACUUAUUACACAGACUUGCUCCAAAUAAAGCUUGACAACUUAAACAAAGAAAAUGAAAGUACCAAAGGUGAAUUGUCUAUACAGCGAAUGAAAGCAUUAUUUGAGAGCCAGCGAGCUCUGGAUAUUGAGCGAAAACUGUUUGCUAAUGAAAGAUGUCUCCAAGUUUCCCAAAGUGAAAAUAUGAAACUAAGAGCUAAACUAGAUGAAUUUAAACUGAAGUAUGAACUUGAAGAGAAAACUGAAGUUCCAGUACUUAAGAAAAGGCGGGAAGUGCUGCCUCUCGAUGUACCUCCCCCUAACAGUGAAAGUGCCAAGGAUGCUGUUCGGGGAGAAGGAUGUAGCAGGCCUUUAGCUAAGGAGGAGGCAGAACUGUGUCCUGACAAUUUAGAGAAUAACUUGCUACUCAAAAAUGCCACUUCUGCAAGCACGCCAGGAAUCAGUCUUUUUCCUCACAGAAAUUUGCCCAGGGAUAUUCCGCCGGUGAAGGAAAAGAAAUGUGUGAAACUCGUAGGCAUUGUGGCGGACUCGGAAGCCUUAAGUGAGAGAAGUGGAAACACUCCUGACUCUUCCAGGUCAGUCCCCUCCUUUCUUCACGACAGCAAGCAGACCUCUUCGUCUCUCCUCUAUCGCUGCAUGAACUGUGCUAUCUGGUUUUUAAUCUGUCUUCUUAAUAUUGCAUGCAGUGUAAUUCCCCACUUUCAUCUGUCUUCCUUCAGCUUUUCUAAAACUUUAAGAAAGACUAAGAUGAUUGAAAGGGUAAAGGAUUCCUGAAUUAGAAAAUUAUUAUUUUUUUUAAGAUACACUUUUCUGUGCCAUGAAAUAGAUGUAUGACAGUCUAGCAUAUCUGAAUGUUGGUUUAGUUUGAAUGAAUGUUGUGACUUUAGGUUUUGGAUAUUUUUUUUGGUAACUAUGAAAGAAAAAUGAACUUACCCUGUAAAAUGUCUGUUUAGCAGUUUAAGAUUCCCAUCAUUUUAGAAAACUAAAAUUUUCAAUGGCUUUGGAAAUUAUUUACCCUAAGCCUUCAAGAAUGGCCUUUACUAUAUUUUGUUUCAUUUGGGGGCCACACUAAUGGUGCACAGGACUUUUUUUUGACUCUGAGCUCAGGAAUUAUUCCUGGUGGUGCUUGGGGACCAUAUGUGGUGCCAGGGAUCAAACCUGGGUUGGCUGUGUACGAGGCAAGCACCUUAAGUGCUGGACUAUCUCUCUGUCCCCUGGUAAUAUAUUUUAACAUUUUAAAAAUCUCAGAAAUUCUUUUUUACUCAAAUUUCAAAGCCUCUAGUUUUAGCAUAUUUUAGUUGAUGGCUGAAAGAAGAGUGUUAAACAUGUAUGUCUGUAGGUUUUAAUGUUUAAAGUACAGUUAUUCUUUUUCUUUAAACAGAUUUUUAUUGUCAUUUAGGUGACAUGGUUAUAAAAGUGAAGGACAUGUUCUUUAAAAAAUAUUGUCAGAGGUAAAAGAAAAUAAGUAGGAGGAAAAGAAUAGUAGCUUAAGCUAGGGUGAAAUAGUUAUGCACAGUUUUUGGAGGUGUACAAAAGGAUCAAGAGUCGGAGGGGAGAGAGUACUGAAGGAAGAAAUUAAAAGGUAAAAAGAUGACAAAUUAAGGGCCAGAGAUAUGGUUCAAGGGCUGGAGUGCAUGGCUUGCAUGCAGGAGGCCCAGAUUUGAUAAACCAGCACCACAUGGUCUCCCCGACACCUCCAAGAGUGACCCCUGAGCACUGGCCGAUCUCCAUGUUAGUAUUGCUAGAGUACCACUGGGUAUAGCCCCAAAAUAACAACAACAAAAGGAUGACAAAUUAUUAAAGAUAACUGUAUGCAACAGAGUGUAGGUGCAUUUGAACUAAAUAUCUCUAGACAUUUAAGCAACUAGGUAUAUUAAUGUGAAAAUAGGUUGGAUUGUCAUCUGGAAGAAAAUUCUCCAAGGUGCUGUUAGGACUCCAUUAAUCAUGGAGGAGUACAGAGUAAGGCAUUUUACUGGUGUGCAUUUUUAAGAAUUAGGAAAAGGGCUUUCUUAUAUUUUUGUUAUUGUUAUCUAAUUUCUCUUUAAAAGAGUUUCAGUGUUACACAUUAUAGUCUCACAAACGAUAGCACUUGAACAUCAGCAUUAGCUGUUACUAGGAGUAAUAUAUUCAUUACUUAAUUUUUUAUAUUACGUUAUAACUUAUAAAUCACAUAAAGUAAAAACUCAGUGAAUCAACUUUAAAUAAUCUGUCUCUGUCUCUUUGUCUUUCUCUUUCACACACACACAUGCACGGCUUUGAGUGUUCUGAAGUGAAUUCAACAGGUUAUGCUUGUAUAUAUGUGAUUCAUCUUGUAAGUAUGCUUGACCAUUAUAUUUCUGGAAGAGGCGUUCCAGAAUUGAUCAGUACAAACCUUGCUUUCUGUGUUGUCUUCACUUUUCUUUUGACCUUUUCUUGCUUGAUAAAAAUAACUUAGACAAAUGUAAGUAGGUACUUUACUUAAGUAGCAUAUUGGAAUAUUUUGUGGUGCUAGUUAAACAAAACCAAAUAAAAUACAACAAAACAUGUUUCUUUGUGUGAGUUCCUUUGCUAACCAAAGAUAUUUCUAAUCAUGUUCUCUGCAGGAUUAACUUAGAUACACAACCCUAUGAUAAAUAUUUUAACAGUAAUUGUGAGUUUUAUUUGAGAACUUUACUGUUGCAUGCCUUGUAAAUUUAAUUGAUGGGCUUUGCUAUAAAAUAUAGCAAAUUUAAGAUAGGCCUUUCAAGAUGUUAUGCUUCGCUUAUUUUGAUCUAAGUGAUAAUUUAUAAUUUAUCUAAGUUCAAUUUAAGAGCUUUUUUUCUUUUUUCCUUUUGGAGAGGGCCAUUAGGCCACAUCUGGCUAUACUCUUAACUCUCAGAGGUAACUCCCGGUAGUGCUAGGGGAAGGAUUGGGGGAGUGUUGGGGAUUGAAUGUGGGUCAGCCUCACUUAAGGCAAGUAUCUUAUCCCUGUACUAUUUUUCUGACUCACAUAGACAAAUUUUCAUGCAACCAAGAAUGUCAUGCUGUUUUUUUUUUUCUUGAGUUUGCCUUUUGUAUGUCACAUUAAUGUUAAGAUAUUUAUAAUUAUUAGUGUGCUUAUGACAGGCAUUUUAAUAUAUUUUAAUUUGUUGUUCUAUUUUGUUUGUGGGUCACAUUUGGUGGCCCUGUGUUCAGGGAUCACUUCUGACAGGACUCGGGGGACUAGAGAUCAAACCUGGGUUGGACCCAUGCAGGACGUGUACCUUACACACUAUACUAUUUCUCAGCCCCCUAUAUUUUAAUUAUUUAGGCUUUGCCAUACAUUUUAUUAACCUUGAAUAUAUAUUUUUAGAUAUAGAAAAUGUCUUGAUACGAAAACUAUUUUAGAGUCAAUGACUUGGUGUCUUACUGGCAUUGAAAUCAAUUUAGAAUUUUUUCCUCAUUAUGUAAAAUCACCUUAUGUCAUUAGAGAACUGUUUCUAUAAUUUUUCUUGACUGCAUUUGAAUUUAGAGUGGAUGCUUUA